Molecule: messenger RNA, 2083 nt
Organism: Olea europaea var. sylvestris
Lineage: Eukaryota; Viridiplantae; Streptophyta; Magnoliopsida; Lamiales; Oleaceae
Exons: 7
Coding region: 302-2083 (593 amino acids)
Source: RefSeq, a predicted model, not a curated record
GUUGGGAUGGGCUUGCUUUGUCAUAUGCAGGACAAAGUUGUAGCGCUCUCUCUCUUUUUUUUAUAACUAUAUUGGAUUGCAAUCUAUCAAGUUUUGAGAAAUAGUAAAGCCAUUCCAGUCACUCUUUACUGAGUCAUAAUAACUUCAAUUUCUUUCUGAAAAAAAGAUUCUUUUUAUGAAAAAAGCUGCUGCAUACUAAUCUUCUUAUCAACAGAAUAAAGGAUAAGAUGAGCCAAUUGGAAGGAGAAAUUUUCCAUAGCUAGAUCAAUAUUAAAGGGAGUGUUCUAAAAAGUCUCAUGUAAUGCUUUGGGCUCUAGAAAAUUGUUCAAUCUUAGGCAGGGAAAUGUCUCAAGAAGAGUUGCACUUCUUAUGGACUCCAAAAAAGUUCAAAUUUUACACUCUUGAAGUUAGUUUGUUUAAUGAUCUCAUCUCCGAGUCCUUUUAUAUUUGCAGAUAUAAACCCAGUGAGGAGACGUUGCUACAGAUUGAUCGAUUUUGUGUAAGUAUAAUUGCUGAGUGUGGUGUGAGCAUUAACCGUAAAUUGGCUCCAUGGUCGCGUUCUUUGAGUCAACAAUCUGGGAUGCCAACACCCUCUAAAAAUAUCUCUCUUUUACCCGUGUCAAGUUCUGCAUCUGGGGAACUUGUAAAAUCCUUAAAUUAUGUUCGUUCUCUAGUGGCUCAGUAUAUGCCAAAGCGGUUGUUUCAAUCAGCAGUUUUUGCUGGAGCCCCUCCUGCAUCAAGGCAAUCACUUCCAGCAUUGUCAUCUAUAUUAAGCAGAUCGUUCAAUUCACAAUUCAGCCCUGCAAAUAGUAAGGAUGCUAUAGACAACAAAGAGACAUCUAUUACAUCUGUUUCAGACUCCCCAGUUGCUGAAGAAGUUGAUGAAAUGGAAGAUCAAGAGUUCAUAGCUCUUGAUCUUUUCAGAUGGCGCUGGUUUGGUGACCAGCAAUUGUCAGAUCUCUUGCCCAAAAGCGAGCACAUUCCGAAUCCCCAAGAUGGACGAACUCAUAAUUUCCUAGAAGUAGGUGCAGCAGCUCUUCUUGUAGGGGAUAUGGACCCCAAAAUGAAGGUUGAAGCUUGGAAAUUUUUUGGGAGAGCAGAUAUGCCUUAUCUCGAUCAGCUGUUGCAGCCAUCAUUGCUCACGACCGUUACCAACUCUGCCUCUGCUCGGGCCCAUUUAAGAGCAAUAACAGCACUGAAACGGUCUAAAACAGGGCCCAAUCAAAUUUGGGAAGAUUCUCCUUUGAGCAACUUUCGUCCUCGCGUGAAACCACUGUUCCAAUAUCGUCAUUACAGUGAGCAACAACCCUUGCGAUUGAAUCCUGUGGAGGUAUGUGAGGUUAUCGCUGCGGUGUGUGCAGAAACUCCUUCCACAAAUUCUAAUCUCAUGACAAUCUCAUCUAAGCUAAGCAACAACGGAAGGCCAUCCCUCGAUGUGGCUGUGAGCGUUCUUGUCAAACUUAUAAUUGACAUGUAUGUUUUGGAUUCUGAGACUGCUGCUCCUCUCACUUUAUCGAUACUCGAGGAUAUGCUAAAUUCUCCAAAAGUGAUGUCAAAGGCUCAAGCUUUUGAUUUAAUUUUGAACCUUGGGGUUCAUGCACAUUUAUUGGAGCCUCCAGCACCUGAUGACACCUCUGCAGUUGAAGAAGAGUAUUUGCAUGAAGAAUAUUUUGAAAAUGAAACUCUACUUUCUUCUCAAGGAAAGAGAAAAUCUGAUAAUUUUAAGAAAAUAGGGAAUUCGUUAGCUAUUGAUAAGUUUGAGAACUGGAUUUUGGGCAUUCUCUAUGAGGUUCUUCUUCAUCUUGUUCAGAUAGGAGAGAAAGAAGAAUCUGUCUGGGCUUCUGGCCUAAGUUGUUUACUCUAUUUUGUUUGCGAUAGAGGGAAAAUUCGAAGAAGCAGAUUACAAGGUCUUGAUAUUAAAGUGAGUAUUUCUACACCUUGUUUUGUUAUUAUCUGUGAGCAAAUAAGCUUUUAUAUUCGAUACAAUUUUCAAAUUAAUGUACUGACCGGGGUUUUAAAAUGCCUUUGGCUGGGCAAGACAACAAUGUCCAGCCUCAAGCCUUAUGACUCUAGGCUUGCUUAG